This is a messenger RNA of Salvelinus namaycush (lake trout), 6049 nucleotides long. RefSeq names its product protein-methionine sulfoxide oxidase mical3b-like. The record is from RefSeq and is a predicted model, not a curated record. NCBI's taxonomy places the organism in Eukaryota, Metazoa, Chordata, Actinopteri, Salmoniformes, Salmonidae. The coding region runs from base 208 to 5589 and encodes 1793 amino acids. Gene Ontology annotation, molecular function: FAD binding; protein binding. The transcript is spliced from 28 exons.
AGGCAGAGACAAUGGAGGCUGCGGUAUAGGCUACUGCAGUGCAGGUUUGUGGGUUGUUGUUUCUGUGGCUGAAGAUAGAUUUUACAUUCGAAUUCUGAGAGACACCUGGCAACCCGUAGCUGAGCUGGAGAGUGAUAAUGUCUGUACAGGCCAGACGACAACACAGCAUACAGCAGCCAAUGAAAGAGCCCGGAACAGGAAGCUGAGAUGGAGUUCCCAGGGUGCCCAGCUGCUGCCGGUGUUGCCGUGGGCGACGAGGCGGAGCAGGCAGAGAAGGAGGGCCACGCCCAGGUUCUAUUUGAUGAGUUUGUCCAGGCGUCUACCUGCAGAACGACACUCCGUGCCUUCAACCUGCUGUGUGAGCACCUUCAGCUCACACACACACAUACUCAGCCACAGACAUACUCCGCAACGCAGCCGCAGAGGCCUUUCUACCACACCCUCAAAGAACGCCUCAGCUACUGGAAGGCAAACGCACUGUGGGCCAAACUGGACAAACGGGCGGCCCACCACGAAUACGGGAAGGGCCGUGUCUGUGCCAACACCACGUGUGUGAUCAUCGGGGCGGGGCCGUGUGGUCUGCGUACAGCAGUAGAGCUGGGGUUCCUGGGGGCCAGAGUGGUGCUGCUGGAGAAGAGAGAUGCCUUCUCCAGGAACAACGUCCUUCACCUCUGGCCUUUCACCAUCCACGACCUCAGGGGCCUCGGGGCCAAGAAGUUCUACGGCAAGUUCUGUGCUGGAGCCAUUGACCACAUCAGUAUACGGCAGUUACAGUUGGUGUUAUUAAAGGUGGCUCUGUUGCUGGGGGUGGAAGUCCAUGUCAACGUAGAGUUCAAGGGACUGGUGGAGCCACCUGCGGACCAGGAGCAACAGAAGGUAGGCUGGAGGGUGGAGGUGAAACCCAAGUCUCACCCUAUUAACCAACUGCAGUGUGACGUGGUGAUCGGAGCUGAUGGACGACGGAACACACUGCCAGGGUUCAGGCGUAAGGAGUUCCGUGGCAAGCUGGCCAUUGCCAUCACAGCUAACUUCAUGAACCGUAACACCACGGCUGAGGCCAAGGUGGAGGAGAUCAGCGGAGUGGCCUUCAUCUUUAACCAGAGGUUCUUUCAGGAGCUACGGGACGCCACGGGAGUGGACCUGGAGAAUAUAGUGUACUACAAGGACGACACGCACUACUUUGUGAUGACGGCUAAGAAGCAGAGUCUGCUGGAGAAAGGAGUCAUUCUGCGGGACUAUGCAGACACAGAAACACUUCUCUCACGGGGAAACGUGGACCAGAAUGCGCUGCUGGCCUACGCCCGCGAGGCGGCGGACUUCUCCACCAAUCACCAGCUGCCGUCCCUGGACUUUGCCAUGAACCACUACGGGCAGCCUGAUGUUGCCUUGUUUGACUUCACCUGUAUGUACGCGUCAGAGAACGCUGCACUGGUCAGACAGAGACAUGGACACCAUCUGCUGGUCACACUGGUGGGAGACAGCCUUCUGGAGCCGUUCUGGCCCAUGGGGACAGGUAUAGCACGGGGGUUCCUGGCAGCAUUGGAUUCUGCCUGGAUGGUACGGAGCUGGGCUCAAGGCCUCGCCCCCCUGGACAUACUUGCUGAAAGAGAGAGUCUGUAUCGCCUCCUUCCUCAGGCCUCUCCAGAAAACGUCAACAAGAACUUUGGUCAAUACACCGUCGACCCAGCUACCCGCUACCCAAACAUCAACCCCCAACUCAUCACACCCGCACAGGUGGGGCAUCUAAUAUACACAGAAGAGAGUGGAGGUUCGGGUGCGGACCAGGAACCACGACCCCGAUCCCCCUUGCCGAAGCUACUACGACAGGAGUCCUUCUCUCGCUCCAGUAAGCUUUUGUCAUGGUGCCAGCAGCAGACACAGGGUUACCGUGGCGUUGCGGUUAGCGACCUCACUACUUCCUGGAAGAGUGGCCUAGCUUUGUGUGCCCUCAUCCACCACUAUCGACCUGACCUCAUUGACGUUGACUCUCUAAAGGAGGAUGAGGGGGAGGAGAAUAUGAGGUUGGGGUUGGAGGUGGCAGAGAAGGAGUUUGGCAUCUCUCCUGUGAUGACUGUCGAGGAGAUGUCGUCUGUCAGUGAAACGGACACUCUCUGUAUGGUCAUGUACCUCAGCCAGUUUCACCAGCUCUUCAAGGACGCACUGCCCCCAAGCGAAUCCCAGACUGAGAGCCCAGAUGGGAGGGCUGCUGUGAUUGGUCCUGCCUCUCUCCUCAGCCGCCUGGGCCACAGCCCAUCCCGCAAGCGCAACCCCAAGGAGCAGAAGGAGAAGGAUGCGGUGGGGAAGAGGAGGAAGACCAGUCGGCCAUGUCUGGAGGAUGUGAGACAAGAUCUCAGAUUAGUGGACAGUUAUGAGGAAGAGGCUGCCGUGUGCUCUGUGGGUGGAGCAAGCCAGAGCAGAGUGCGCUCGAUGGCCAAUCAGCUGCUGGCCAAGUUUGAGGAGAAUGCCCCUUGCCCGUCCUCCACGCCAGCUGCAGUUCUCCGCAGACAGGCUGGCGUUCACUCUGUGUUGGCGGGGCCAGGGCCAGGAGGGGCCAGUGACGUGUGUUUCUUCUGCAGUAAGCGUGUGUACGUGAUGGAGAGACUCAGUGCUGAGGGACUGUUCUUCCACCGGAGCUGCUUCCAGUGUGACCACUGCAGCUCCACUCUUCGCCUAGCCUCUUACGCCUACGACCGACCUAACGGGAAGUUCUACUGUAAGCCGCACUAUGACCUCCGUCUGGUUGGGCCGGUCCAGAGGAAGAGACCAGCCCCUCCUACCUCCGACCAGCACCCAGCCCCCUACGAACGGACCCCCUCUCAGCGGACCCUCCUGGAGUCCCCAGCUGCUCUGUCCACUAACCCUCGCUCCUCAGUAACUGUGAUGACAGCAGAUCGCAGGUCCUCAGUGGCAUCUCUGAUUGAGAGGGAGUGUGGCUUGGCUAAGCGCGUGCGCGGCACGCCAGAACGUAUAGAGCUGGAGAACUACCGUGGGAGCUUGGGGAGCCUGGAGACUGAGCAGCUAACAGAUGAGCCGGAGGAGGUGCCAGAGGAGACGCUGGCCAAUUACAACCUCAGUCUGUUGGUGACAGAGGAGAAGAAGGCCAAUCACAAGCGCAGCUCGUUGUGGGACAACGAGGGCUCCAGUUCAGAAUCAGAGACGGAGGAGGAGGGGGAGAGGCAGCGGGCUCUAACCAAUGACCUGGCUAGAGACUCAUGGAGGAAGGCCAUGGAACUACACGCACGCCUCCGAGGAGAGAGAGGAGAUGAUGAAGAAGAGACAGAAGAAGGAGAGGAGGAAGGAGAGGUUGAUGAAGAUGAUGAUGAUGAUGAGGAGGAGUUAUCUAGUGAUGGGGAAGGAGCAUCUCCCCUCACCGCUGAGGAGGUAGCCUCGUUGGACGAGUGGCAGCAGAGCACACACUCUCCAGACACAUACUCUCCAGACACACACUCUCCAGACACAUACUCUCCAGACACACACUUUCCAGACACACACUCUCCAGACACACACUCUCCAGAUACACACACACCUGACACACACACGCCUGACACACACUCUCCAGACACACACACGCCUGACAUACAACUGCCUGACUCGACAACACCCGACACACACGGUCCAUACAGCCCCACCAGUGUACCCAAUAUCACCUUCUCCACUCCAGCCACUGCCUCAACACCGUUCACACCCUUAACGUCGCAUGCACCCACACCCACGUCCUCAGUCUCAAUUCCAGACUCCUCUGUCUUUACCUACUCCUCCCCCAACUCCUCCACCACCUCUGGCUGCUCCCCGGGUCCAGACGAGGGAGAGGAGGAUGGGGAGAAGAAAGAGAUGAAGGAGAGAAAAGAGCGAGAGGAGAGGGAGAGAGGGGGGAAGGAGAGGGAGAGGGUGCGUGACUCCAGCAGUAGUUCGGGGAUCGGUGUGGGCGGGAGCUCCACCACCUCUACCUCGGACCCUCUCACCCCUCCCGGCAUCCCUCCCCCCGCCCAGCUCAAGGCAUGCUGGGAUAGCCUGCCCCACCCUGCUGUGGAGGCGGAGUCACUGCAAAGCCCCACCUCUCGCUCUGCCCCUCGAUUUGCCCCCGCACCUAUCAUGGUGUCGGCUGUUGUGCGGGGGGUCAGGGGCAAGAAGCUGAAACCGUGGGACAUGGAUGGGGGAAGGGGAUCUGUUGCGGGGGGGUCUGUUGGGGCGGGGUCUCUUGGGGAGCAGCUGUGUAAGGGUGUAGUAAUAGACCCCUUAGAGGACAUCAACCCCCCCUUGUCCCCCCUGAAGCCCCUAAAGGCAGUGCCCAGAGACGAGAGAGAGAUCGGGAGGAAGAGGGAGAUGGAGAGGAGGAGGGAGAUAGAGAGAGCAGCCAUGGGAGUGGGCUGGGAGGACACGAAAAUCCCCCUGGGAAGGGAGCCUCUCCCAGGGAAGAGCAGAGGUGGUCUAGACCCCCGCAGACUCGCAGAGAGCCUGCCUCCCCUCCUCCUCACACAACUCCAGGGGGGCUCCCUCUUCCCUUCACGUAAGUGCCGCAGGGACAACCAGCCCCCCAGCCAGAGUGUGUCGGAAGGGGGCAUAGGAGAAGGUGGACCCCUGGGCCUGUGGAGAGCUGUCUUCUCUGGCUAUAAGAAGGACCGGAAGAAGAAGGGCAGGACUUCCCUUCCCAUUAUGACAACAGCCCCAGUCCCCAAAGAGCAGGGCAGGAGGAAAACAUCUGCGGAGAGAAGAGGUGUGAAGUUCAGGGAGCGCCAGAGCUGGUCGGAGCCGGAGGAGUCAGACAUCACCUGCUCUGUUGUGAUGGAGAGAUGCUCCAUGAACCCCAAGGCCAACAGGCACGUGGGGAAGGAGAGGGAGAGGGACAGUUCCCCCCAUAUGGAUACACAGCGGAAGUCAUCGUGCCCUACGGAAGUUGUGGGGGUACUGGUGCACAUGAAGGACCUGAAGGACCCGUCCAGCCUGGAUGUGUCAGAGGCCAUGUUCCACAGAGACAGAGACCCAGAGGAGGAGCAGCUAGACGCCAGGUUAACACGCAGAGUGCAGAGGGCAGCACGUAAACAGGCCAAACAAGAGCAACUCAAGAGACUGCACAGAGCCCAGAUGAUCCAAAGGCAGUUGGAGCAGGUGGAGGAGAAGCAGAGGCAGCUGGAGGAGAGGGGUGUGGCUGUUGAGAAGGCCUUGAGAGGGGAAGCAGACUACUGGGGAGAGUCGAAUGACAGUGAAGAGCUGGACUUACACCUUGGCGUCAUGGGCAGGCAGGAUGACCCAGCUCUGAUGCAGCAGUGGUUCAAGCUGGUCCAGCAGAAGAACUGUCUGAUGCGCUAUGAGUCAGAACUCAUGAUAUUUGCUCGGGAGCUGGAGUUGGAGGACAGACAGAGCCGUCUUCAACAGGAGCUCAGAGAGAGGAUGGCCGUGGAUGACCACCUGAAGGGCGAGGCAGAGCUGGCUGAGGAGAAGCUAAUCCUGGGGGAGAUGUUGGAGGUGGUGGAGCAGAGAGAUGCUCUGGUGUCUCUGCUGGAGGAGCAGCGGCUGCAGGAGAGCCAGGAGGACAGAGACCUGGAGGCCAUCAUGCUGUCCCGGGGCCUGGGCCUGCACAACUGGGCCUGAGCUCUAUCCCGGAGCCUGGGCCUGCACAACGGGGCCUAAGCAACAGACACUCACGUCACUUCCUCUCUAAAGCUGCGAUCAGGGUCAUGGUUGUGAGGUCACUUCGCCUCUGAUACAACAUUAUGACCAGGAUCAAGGCGGGACUGUGUCUGGAUGAUUCAUUUUUAGGAUUGGAUAUGUUUCCCCAAUCCCCACUGCUACACCCAUCCUGCUACACCCCUGACCCACUGACUGAUGGGCCUUUGAGAUGGCUCGAUGUUCUAUGCGCACUAUACUCACCCAGGCUGUUGUUACGGCGAUAUAUGGCAUGUUUGAAUGAUUUGUAUUGUUAUUCAUUAACAAUUUAGAGAAAUGUAUAUUAUGUAAAAAGAAACCAUACAAUUUUUUUUAAACCUUUUUUUUUUUAAAUUACACUAAUUAUGUUUUACUUCAUACAUUGGAUAAUAAAGACAUUCUGACA